UCGGCUGUAGGACCCGGAAGAGUGUGGAGUUAAUCAUUGCAACGAAUUGCACCUGUUGCAUUCAAAGGGAAGCGGGCAGUGCUGCGCUGCUGGGGGCGGCAGGUUUCACAGCACAGGGCAAACUCAAUACUUCAAGAAAGCCGAAGAAACAAUAUCCGUCUCCACGUUGUACUGGGAAAGCGCAGAUCGUAGCCCUGCCAACGAUAAGGAAAUUGCUGGACAGAACCAGAUGAAAGGAUUGCGACGAUUGUAAGUAGGAGUGUAUGCCCUGGUGAUUGUGUCAAUCAGCUGCUCGUGGCAUUGCUGUGAAAGCCUAGGAUUGUCAGUUGCCUGUUAGGCUUUCAUUUUCAUACAUUGUGGCAGUUAUUGCAAGGUGGUCGUCAGAUCUGCGUGAGGCUGUUUCUUUGGGGGGCGGAGCCAUGCGUCUGUUCCUGCGCCGUCGCGCCUCGCCCCUGAAGCUGGCGAUUUUGGGGGGCACGCUGUUCAUGGUGGUGCUGGUGGUGCUGCAGUGGGACGUGGGCUCGGACGGGGGCGCCCCUGAGCCCUGGUUCCGAGAGCUGGCCAACAAGAAGGAGCAGGUGCUGGGAGCCGUCAUGGGCGCCGUCAACAACCUCCGCUUCCAGAUUGGCGCCCCCCAGCCCCCGCCCGCGGAGGAGCAGCCCACCCCCGACCGGCAGUGCCCCCCCGGCUUCUACACCCAGGCCGAGCUCCGGCCCCACCUGGAGAGGCCCCCCCAGGACCCCCAGGCCCAGGGGGCUGAUGGGAAGGCCUUCAGCCUGGAAAAGCUGUCCCCUGCGGAGGAGAAGGAGAAGGAGGCGGGGAUGACCCGCCACUGCUUCAACCAGUUCGCCAGCGACCGCAUCUCCCUGCACCGCAGCCUAGGGGAGGACACCCGCCCCCCUGAGUGUGUGGAGCGCAAAUUCCGCCGCUGCCCGCCUCUGCCCACCACCAGUGUCAUCAUCGUCUUCCACAACGAGGCGUGGUCCACGCUCCUGCGCACCGUCUACAGCACGCUGCACACAUCCCCCGCCGACCUGCUCACCGAGAUCAUCCUGGUGGACGACGCCAGCACCGCAGAGCACCUGAAGACCCGGCUGGAGGAGCAUGUGCGCGGGCUGAAGGUGGUGCGGGUGGUGCGGCAGGUGGAGCGGAAGGGCCUCAUCACCGCCCGGUUGCUGGGUGCCAGCGUCGCCCAGGGGGAGGUGCUCACCUUCCUGGAUGCCCACUGUGAGUGUUUCCACGGCUGGCUGGAGCCCCUGCUGGCACGGAUUGUGGAAGAACCCACCGCCGUGGUGAGUCCCGAGAUCGUUACCAUCGACCUCAACAACUUCCAUUUCAGCAAGCCAGUGCCCACAGCCCGUGCCCACAAUCGUGGGAACUUCGACUGGAGUCUGACCUUCGGCUGGGAGGCCAUUCCUGACCACGAGAAGGCCAGGAGGAAAGACGAGACCUACCCUGUCAAGACUCCUACCUUUGCUGGAGGACUGUUCUCAAUCUCCAAGAAGUACUUUGAGGAAAUUGGAACCUACGAUGACAAGAUGGAAAUCUGGGGAGGGGAGAAUGUGGAGAUGUCGUUUAGGGUGUGGCAGUGUGGCGGUCAGCUGGAGAUCAUCCCAUGCUCGGUGGUUGGGCACGUCUUCCGCACCAAGAGCCCCCACACCUUCCCCAAGGGCACUGAGGUCAUCACGCGGAACCAGGUGCGUCUGGCCGAGGUCUGGAUGGACGACUACAAGAAGAUCUACUACCGCCGGAACAAGAACGCAGCCACCAUGGCCAAAGCGAACAAGUACGGCGACAUAUCUGAGCGAGUGAACUUGAGGGAGAAGCUGCACUGCAAGAACUUCACGUGGUACCUGCAGAACGUCUAUCCAGAAGCCUUCAUUCCUGACCUCACCCCGACCCUGUUUGGAGCGAUCAAGAACUCUGGUUCUCAGACCUGCCUGGAUGUAGGAGAGAACAACAACGCAGGAGGGAAGCCCAUGAUCAUGUAUACGUGCCACAAUAUGGGUGGCAACCAGUAUUUUGAGUACACAUCCCACCAGGAGCUGCGGCACAACAUUGGGAAGCAGCUAUGUCUGCAGGCGAUGCACGAGCAGAUCAUCGUGGAGAUGUGUCAGCUGAAGGGUCGCGGCACAGCGGUGGACCCGAGGCAGCAGUGGGAAUUCACCUCGGAGCAGCUCUUACGGAACCCGUCGUUCGGAAAGUGCUUGACCCUGAAAGAAGGCAAGAUACUCAUGGCUCCAUGUAACCCGGCUGACAUCAGCCAGCACUGGGCCUUCAGCUGACCCCUCCACCGGUGAACCAUCCAGGAACCAGUCAGACGGGCCCUUCCCAUUGGACUUGAAUAUUACAGAAAUAUACAGAGGAGCUGGAUUGAGAUCCUCUGCACUGCGUAUCUAUGCGCAGGAGUCCUGGACCGACGACUGUUUUAAAAUGUAUAUAGAGUGGGGACAAGAUGAGAUGGGCUUGAAUGAUGGAGGACUUCAGCUUGGACCAAAAGGAAAACUGUAGACUGUGCAUCCCUCUGGGAUGAUCAGAAGAGGAACUGCAAACUGAAAACGAGUGCCUUUUACACUCCAGUCCGUAAACUGGCUUUUAUUUCUGUGUCAAAUAUUUGUGUAUUACAGAGAUUAUAAAGAAAGAAAAUGUUUGUGAUUUACUUUUUAUUUUUUGGCUAGAAUGAUCUACAACCACAAUAGCCUUUCCAUAUUUCUUGCCAGAGAAGCAGAAGUGUUUUUAAUGUAUACAUUUUAUUGACCAUUGCAUGUGGAAUCUCCUGAUCAGAACACUGAGCAGGUAAAAACAGUGCUGACUUUUAUUUAUUUCUGUUUGAGGCAGUGUUUCUUAAAAAAGGUAAUCAUCCACAAAGAAUGGGAGUCGACCAUUUACAUGUAUAACAUUGUACUUUUUAUAUUUACUGAUUAUUUGCAUACUCCCUGUGUCUAAAGGGGAGAUUGAGUAUGGUGUCUCAUUUGCAAAUUAUUUGAAUGGCAGCAGGUGAAGCUUGUGCUGAAAUAUCAGUACACUGAUAUGUGACACAUCUGGAUGAAUCAAAUGACUGCAAGCUAUGUGGAGACCCACAUGCCUCCAGGGGUGCAUCCAAAUGCUCAGAAACCUCCACUC
This is a messenger RNA of Conger conger (European conger), 3123 nucleotides long. It is a transcript of the gene galnt6, whose product is annotated as UDP-N-acetyl-alpha-D-galactosamine:polypeptide N-acetylgalactosaminyltransferase 6 (GalNAc-T6). The transcript is spliced from 12 exons. Gene Ontology annotation, cellular component: Golgi apparatus. The record is from RefSeq and is a predicted model, not a curated record. Bases 420 to 2285 code for a protein of 621 amino acids. Lineage: Eukaryota; Metazoa; Chordata; Actinopteri; Anguilliformes; Congridae.